Molecule: messenger RNA, 504 nt
Organism: Arachis duranensis
Lineage: Eukaryota; Viridiplantae; Streptophyta; Magnoliopsida; Fabales; Fabaceae
Exons: 2
Coding region: 1-504 (167 amino acids)
Source: RefSeq, a predicted model, not a curated record
AUGGGUUUCGGACAUAGAUGGAGAGCAUGGGUAAAUGAAUGUGUAAGUACAGCCUCUAUGUCGGUUCUAAUUAAUGGGGCACUGUCCAAGCCGUUCAAGAUGGAGAGAGGCCUAAGACAAAGGGAUCAUCUAUCUUCGUUCCUGUUUGUUCUUGUGGUUGUCAUAUUACAUAGGAUGGUGGGAGAAGCUGUCAGGAAUGGACAAUGGGUGACAAAUAUUUGUGGGCUACUAGGAUGUACUGAAGCGGUCCUGCCUGUAAGGUACUUGGGAAUACCCUUAGGAGCAAAUCCUCGACUAGUGAAGACAUGGAAACUGAUUAUAGAUAAGGUAGAAGAUAAGUUCGGUCUGUGGAAAGCAAAUGUACUUAACAAAGCUGGAAAGUUAGUUCUUAUCAAGUCUGUGCUUAAUAGCUUGCCAGUCUACUAUCUUAACUUAUAUAAGAUGCCAAAAGGGGUUGCAGAGAAGUUGAUUGCGUUGCUGACGAAUGGAUUUUUGACGGUUUAG